Messenger RNA from Suillus paluster, 367 nucleotides. RefSeq lists its product as uncharacterized. The transcript has 3 exons. Lineage: Eukaryota; Fungi; Basidiomycota; Agaricomycetes; Boletales; Suillaceae. Bases 18 to 230 code for a protein of 70 amino acids. The record is from RefSeq and is a predicted model, not a curated record.
AUUACCUAGUACAAGCCAUGCGUUUCUCAUUCCUCCUCGCUGUUGUCGCUGCUCUGACAACAUCUAUCUCUGUCAGUGCUGACACUUCUGAGUCGACUUCCUACUGGAAUUGCCUGCCUAAAGACUGGGUUUGUAACCACGACGGCAACGGAAGGGACUGCUGCUGGGGUCUUACUUGUAAGCCGGAUCUUCUCUUAGAAACGGAAUUACACGCCACGUCCUGCCAGUAAGCCUCUCCUCAUGAGCUUGGUAGACUGAGUAUGUCGCGACAGUCGUUGCAGAGUUGAUCAAUAUGCUUCCUUCGUGACCGUACAAAUAUCCCUGCUGCCUUCACCAGAUUCUUGAAUAACAUUAGCAUGAAUUCUGU